Messenger RNA from Aedes albopictus (Asian tiger mosquito), 898 nucleotides. RefSeq names its product trypsin 5G1-like. The transcript has a single exon. Gene Ontology annotation, biological process: proteolysis. NCBI's taxonomy places the organism in Eukaryota, Metazoa, Arthropoda, Insecta, Diptera, Culicidae. The record is from RefSeq and is a predicted model, not a curated record. Bases 28 to 825 code for a protein of 265 amino acids. Gene Ontology annotation, molecular function: serine-type endopeptidase activity.
GUCUCCUCACAGUUUCAACCUACAAUCAUGGCCCGUAUCAUCCUACUGCUAGCCGCAACGUUAUUCCCCGUAGUAUUCGGUCAAUCGACAGGAUUCCAUCCGCUUCGUCCCUGGUGGAACUUCCGCGCCUCCGGCGUUGGUCGAGUUGUCGGCGGUUACGAAGUCAACGUCACCGAUGUUCCGUUCCAGGUGUCUUUGCAGAACAGUUACGGUCAUUUCUGCGGUGGAUCGCUAGUUUCGGAACGUUGGGUGCUGACAGCCGGUCACUGCGCAAGCUCUCGGGAUCGUGGCCUCCAAGUUCGCACCGGUUCCAACUGGCAUGCCUCCGGUGGACGGGUGUACAAGGUGAAAACCGUUCACCAGCAUCCGCAGUACAAUCCGGUCACCGUUGACUACGAUUUCAGUCUUCUGGAGUUGGAACAAGCAGUUACUUUCACCGAAGGUACUCAAUCCGUUCAGUUAGCGAAACAGGACGAGCCGGUUCAGGAUGGCGCUUGUCUGCAGGUUUCGGGCUGGGGUGUUACCCAGAAUCCAGCGCACUCACGUGAUGUGCUACGGGCUACCAACGUUCCGGCGGUGUCGCAGAAGGAAUGCAAUCGUUCCUACCAAGGAGUCAAUUACAUAACCGAUCGGAUGGUUUGUGCUGGUUACAAGGAAGGUGGUAAGGACGCCUGCCAGGGCGAUUCCGGUGGCCCGUUGGUCCAGGGUAACACAUUGGUCGGUGUUGUUUCUUGGGGACUUGGUUGUGCUGAGCCCGGAUACCCUGGUGUGUAUUCUCGCGUGGCUUCCGUUCGUGACUGGGUUAAGCAAGUCAGUGGAGUGUAAGAGAUAAUAGGACUGUAAUGUAAUGGAUUUGUGGAAAAUGGAUUAAGCAAUAAAUGUAAUGAGUCAAAGAAAA